Molecule: messenger RNA, 522 nt
Organism: Ceutorhynchus assimilis (cabbage seed weevil)
Lineage: Eukaryota; Metazoa; Arthropoda; Insecta; Coleoptera; Curculionidae
Source: the annotation of a GenBank genome assembly
AUGAAUAUACAAAAUAAGGGAAAAACCAACUGUGGCGGUAGGGAUAUGGAAGCGAUUCGGAACUGUCGUGAUGUUUCGCUUACAGUGGAUGUUGAUGAAGCAAGUGGCGCCACUUCACUGAAUGGAACCACAAGAAUGGCUACAAAUAAGGACAACAAGAUCUGCAGAAAAUCAAACCAAAAAAUAUCUUUUACCAGAGAAAAUAUAUUCGGAGACGGCCUUUUUAGAGCGGCAAGCUUGCACAUAUAUGGGCAUCAAGAUUCUCAUGGUCAGCUGAGACAAGAUGCCGUCAAAUAUAUACUGGAAACUGCAGGCGAUUUUGAGAUUUUAAAACCUGUCAUUGCAAAAAACGAUAAUGAUGUUGAAACUGUGGAUUCUCUAAGUAAGCAUGAACUUGCAGAAGAUAAUGGUGAGGUUGCAGCUAAAUCUGAAACCAGCUUAUGUGUCACAUGGAUUGAAAAUGCACUGAAACGUGCGUCCACUAAAGGAGAGAGUACGGAUAAAAUGGGAUCAGGAAACUAA